Pararge aegeria (speckled wood butterfly) is the source of this 816-nucleotide messenger RNA. RefSeq lists its product as uncharacterized. The transcript is spliced from 2 exons. Gene Ontology annotation, molecular function: DNA binding. Gene Ontology annotation, biological process: DNA integration; DNA recombination. NCBI's taxonomy places the organism in Eukaryota, Metazoa, Arthropoda, Insecta, Lepidoptera, Nymphalidae. The record is from RefSeq and is a predicted model, not a curated record. The coding region runs from base 198 to 785 and encodes 195 amino acids.
CUGAAAUAUUUGUCGACGCAUUAAGUGACGGAAGUUUGCCACCGAAGUCUAGGGAAAAAUAUGUUGCAGUUUACGAGAAUUUCACUAUCUGGAAAAACACAGAAGAUAUCAAAACGCUCUCUGAGCACGUAUUUUUGGCAUACUUCGAAGAACUUGCGAAAAAAUAUAAGCCUUCUACGCUAUGGUGUAUCUACUCCAUGUUGAAGGCCACUGUUAAGGCGAGAGAUGACGUUGACAUUAAGAACUACACCAAUUUGGUUGAUUAUUUGAAGAGAUUAUCAAUAGGUUUUACGAAAGCUAAAGUCAAAGUUCUGUCGGCUGAACAUAUUCAACAGUUUCUACGUGAAGCUCCAGACAUCCAUUAUUUAGUGACAAAGGUCGUCCUAAUAUUCAGUAUUGCUGGUGCGUGUAAAAGUCUAGAACUAACUGAAAUUACUACAAAAGACAUUGAAGAUCACGGUGAAAUGUUUCUCGUGAAAAUUACUGAUAAGAAUAACAAAACUGUACGAACGUUUACAAUACAUGGCCAGUUAUACAAAAUAGUAAAAAAAUAUGAAGAACUACGUACGCCCAAGGCUAAACACGACCGAUUCUUUCAAAAUUACCAAAAAGGCAAAUGUACAUGUCAACCCAUUGGUAGAAACAAAUUCGGUUCUAUGGCAGUGGAUAUCGCUACAUACCUUGGACUGCCAGAACCGAGCUCUUACACAGGUCACAGCUUAAGAAGAACUUCCGCCACACUGCUGACAGAUGAUAAAAGAGCCCAAAUAUUGUAUAAUUGUUAAAAAGUAUAUUUUUAUUAUUAAACUACUACAA